AUGCCCACUCUUCAUCCCGAGGUUCUCUGGGCACAGCGCAGCUCUGAUUUCGAGGAGGACAAGUGCUACGUGAUCGUCACCGUAAACUUGCCAAACAUUAAGCCAGACACGCUCAAGUACUCGCUCGAGUCUGAGAAACUCUCGUUUUCUGCGACCGCUGGCGAUGCGAGCAAAGGCAUCGAGGAGAAGGAGUAUGCCUUCGAGUUUGACCUCUUCAAGCCAGUUGAUGUCGAGAAAUCUACAAAGCUCUUGACGUCGCGUUCCCUCGUCCUCAAGCUCCGCAAAGUGGAGAAGGGCCUUGAAUACUGGCCGCGCUUGAGCAAGGAGAAGAUUAAGACUAACUGGCUCAAGACCGACUUCUCGAAAUGGGUCGAUGAGGAUGAGCAAGAUGGCGCCGCGGAAGAAGAUGACCAGCCCGACCCGAUGGAGGCGAUGGGCAUGGGAGGCGGAAUGCCUGGUAUGCCCGGUAUGGGUGGUAUGCCCGGUAUGCCCGGUAUGGGUGGAAUGCCUGGCAUGGGGGACAUGGACAUUCAAAAAAUGCUCGCCCAGAUGGGUGGCGGAGCAGGCGGUCUCGGUGGUGGCGCAGGACCCUCGGGAGCCGACGACGACGACGACGAUGAUGAUGAUGAUGAUGGCCCGCCGCCUCUUGAGGACGCCGCGCCAGCGAAGGCGUGA
Peniophora sp. CBMAI 1063 is the source of this 675-nucleotide messenger RNA. The record is from the annotation of a GenBank genome assembly. Lineage: Eukaryota; Fungi; Basidiomycota; Agaricomycetes; Russulales; Peniophoraceae.